AUGGGCGAGCAUAAUCUCCUGAAUCCCGGGUUUGUGGGGCCGCUGGUGAACAUCCACACGGGAGACACGUUCUACUUCCCCAACUUCCGCGCGUCCGGGGCGCAGCUGCCAGGACUGCCUUCGCUGUCCUACCCGCGCCGCGACAACGUGUGCUCGCUGCCCUGGCCGUCGGCGGAGCCCUGCAAUGGCUACCCGCAGCCCUAUCUCGGCAGCCCGGUGUCGCUCAACCCGCCCUUUGGCCGCACGUGCGAGCUGGCGCGAGUGGAGGACAGCAAGGGUUACUACCGCGAGCCCUGCGCGGAGGGCGGCGGCGGGGGCCUGAAGCGUGAGGAGCGCGGGCGCGAGCCGGGCCCGGGAGUCGGGCCGGGGGCAGCGUUGCUGCCCCUGGAGCCGUCGGGGCCGCCCGCGCUCGGUUUCAAGUACGACUACGCGGCCGGCGGCGGCGGUGGCGACGGUGGCGCGGGACCCCCGCACGACCCGCCCUCGUGCCAGUCACUGGAAUCCGACUCCAGUUCGUCCCUGAUCAACGAGGGCAACAAGGGCGCCGGCGCGGGCGACCCGGGCAGCUUGGUAUCUCCUUUAAACCCCGGCGGCGGGCUCUCGGCCAGCGGCGCGCCCUGGUACCCGAUCCACAGCCGCUCCCGGAAGAAGCGCAAGCCCUAUUCGAAGUUGCAGCUGGCGGAGCUGGAGGGGGAAUUUCUGGUGAACGAGUUCAUCACACGGCAGCGCCGGAGGGAACUCUCAGACCGCUUGAAUCUUAGUGACCAGCAGGUCAAGAUCUGGUUUCAAAACCGGAGAAUGAAAAAGAAAAGACUUCUGUUGAGGGAGCAAGCUCUUUCCUUCUUUUAGGGGGCAAGACACGGGCACCGGCCCCGGACUGAGCCUGUCUCUGACAGAGAGCAAAAGGGGGCGCUGCCUGGGACACAGUCCCCGCUUAGAACGCCAGGCAUCUCUGGCAGGCACUCCUUGGACAUCCUCUUGUCUGUUUUGUUUGUGGUUCCCUCCCACACACCCCUCAGCAGGCCCUGCCAGGUCCCAGAGAGAAGGGAAGAACCCAACCAGGGAGAGAGGAGCUGCAGGCUGGAAAUAGGGACAGGGAAGGCUGAGGUGCUGGGGAGGAGCUGGUUUGCAGUGGAACUGGGGCAUUUGGCCUCCGUGUGAGAUUCUGGAGGAAAGGUAAUCUGCCCCCCACCCCCCACCCCAUCUCCUUCCAUGGUCUUAAGUCAGCCUGCGGUAGGCAAAAGUGGAGACAGUGGAACCGAGUCUCCCCAAAGUCCCAGUAGCUGGGGUUAGGAGAGGGCGAGAGGAGGCAGCAAGAGUGGAGGGUCGGUGGAGAGAUUGGAAGGGGUUAGGGUAGCUCUGGGAGGGUAGGAGGAAGUGCGGGAACCUAAGAGGAAGUGCAGUUUGGGAGAACAGAGUGAUCAGUAAUGCUCAAGUCCACUGGGGUCUGGUCCUCUAGGCCUGGAAAUGGAACAGGCAGAGGGUGCAGACACGUUUGGCAGACCUGGCUGCGGACAGGGAGAUCAUCAGCCUUGUGUCCCCUCUGGGGCAGCCUGCUGGAAAAGUCUCCCGGUUCCUUCUCCCCAUGGCCCUGCCCUCCCAUUCGCUCACAGGUGUGCAGCCAUCCACUCUUCCUGCCGCCUAGGCGGCUGCGGACCGGAAGCCGCAAGCACCGGAUUGUGAGCUGAGCGGAUGCAGCCUCAGGGUUAGUAACCACCCCAGGGACCCUCACCUGGCCCACCAGGAUGCCCAAGAGGCUGUGAAAGAGGCUUGUGAACCUAGCAUUGAUUGGCCGGGAGAGUU
Molecule: messenger RNA, 1803 nt
Organism: Mustela erminea (ermine)
Lineage: Eukaryota; Metazoa; Chordata; Mammalia; Carnivora; Mustelidae
Gene: HOXC12
Product: homeobox C12
Exons: 2
Coding region: 1-849 (282 amino acids)
Biological process (GO): regulation of DNA-templated transcription
Molecular function (GO): DNA-binding transcription factor activity, RNA polymerase II-specific; sequence-specific double-stranded DNA binding
Source: RefSeq, a predicted model, not a curated record